GGCUAUUACGCAGUGAUCUACUAUGUAUGAAUCCAGAGGCUCGAUCAGCCAUUAGGUAAACUCGAGGCAAGUAGUGGAGACGGUUAGGCCGGUAGUUGUUUAGUUACCUUAGAUCAGGGUCCACAAGGCUGUCAACACGAACAACUCGAAGAGGAGACAUGCUGCUUUUCAGGUAACGUUUCAGCUCAAAUUGGGCCAAUCAUUGUACCUUAAGGAGCUCAUUAUGGACAUCUCCUAGGACCUCUUUGGUUCUUCCUGCCCGCGUUCUAUGCUGUUCCCGGUCAAGCGUCUCGUAUUUUCCCCAUAAGAGAAUAGCUGGGAUAGCUACCAGUCCAAAGGGGAAAUAUCCGAAACGGGAAAGGUUCAUACGGGCUUGAGGGUCCAUAGGGCUACGGAACUCAUGCUGAAUUCAUGCAAUGGACGUUGAUCGUAUCGUGACAGUUAGUAUAGCUAUUAUCCCUUCCUGGAGAUGUCAUUUUCACUGGAGUCGGUUGCCGACAAAGGGUUAUAAAAGAAGUAGACUCCCACGGGUCUUCAGUUUGCCCUUUCGUUCCUCAUCAGACAAUCCAAGCCAUCAAUUAUCUAAUCAACUCGCUCAUCUGCUACACCUUCCACUUCCAAACUUCCAAACUCAACUCCAACUCCAACUCAACCAUCAAGAUGCGUUUCACUACUGCUGUUGCUGCCCUUUUCUUCGGCACCACCGCCAUGGCUACUCCUCAGGAUACCCAGCUCAACUCUGAGGAUGUUUCCAUCACCAACUUCUCCGUCCACAAGGCCGGUGCCAACGGCUCCUCCGCCGGUACUGUUGACGGCGUCUCCUUCAAGCUGAGCGGCAAGGACGCCAAGGAUCUCAGCUGCUCGGCCACCGCCAAGGACGUCACCAACGGUCUUCCCACCGACGUCAUCACCUGCGGCGACUCCAAGUACCGCUUUGAGCUCCUCGCUGGCUCUGACGCCUCGACCUUCACCCUCCGUGUCUACCACGAGCUCGGACUUGCGUAAGUGUUUUCUUCGACUUGAUGAAAACCAAGGUUACAGUAAAAAGCUAACAAUCUCGAAAUAGUUUCGGCUUCUCCGGCCACGGGGACAUCCCUACCUACUGCCACUCCGGCGGCCUCGACACCCUGGUCUGCAGCCAGGUCCAGUCCCCCGUCACCAUCCACAUCGACAGCCUUCCCCAGUAAAGGACGUCGUUAUGAUCAUGUUCGGAGGAUGAUGUUAAUAACUAGGGUACUUGAGGGGGUGGGAAGUAUGAAGUAUGAAGGAAAACCUUAGCGUUCGUUUAUAAAUAGGUUAGAUAGGUACUUAAUGCAUUUAGAGAUAGUUUAGCACAGGAAUUUAUGGGAUUUUGCUGCAAGCUUUUUUUUUUUCCCCUCUCUUUUAUACAUGGCCUUGGAAGUGGUCAAAUCGCCCAGAAUGCUCCAACAUUGUAUCAGCAAUUAACUUAGAGCAGCUCCCGUAAAUUUAUAUCGUGUGUUGAUUAGUCCCACGUUAUACGCGAAUAUGAAUCUGGGUUAAAUAGUUCGGAUACUCAACCAAUUCGCUACGCGGUUAUGUUAGGAUCUGCUCCAGGCGUUGAAGCUUGUAUUGCAUAUACGGCUUUCACAGACCCAGUCCAUUGGCAUCACAAGGGGUCGCCGCUGAGUACCUGUAUAAUUUCAACCAGUGCUUCUAGAUCGUGGGUUAGGCUGAGUAAAUGCGAAGAAGUUGAAGAUGUGGUAAAUUGAUGUUGUAUUU
Messenger RNA from Daldinia caldariorum, 1740 nucleotides. RefSeq lists its product as uncharacterized. NCBI's taxonomy places the organism in Eukaryota, Fungi, Ascomycota, Sordariomycetes, Xylariales, Hypoxylaceae. The record is from RefSeq and is a predicted model, not a curated record. The transcript has a single exon. Bases 661 to 1005 code for a protein of 114 amino acids.